Homo sapiens (human) is the source of this 204-nucleotide messenger RNA. RefSeq lists its product as uncharacterized. Bases 1 to 204 code for a protein of 67 amino acids. The record is from RefSeq and is marked validated. The transcript has a single exon. NCBI's taxonomy places the organism in Eukaryota, Metazoa, Chordata, Mammalia, Primates, Hominidae.
AUGGUCCCCACCAGUCUGUUGACUUUGUGGUUCUGUUAUUUUUUUCUCACUUACCUUUGCCUUUACUACUUAUCUACAUUUUUGCGCAGCUUGCUCACUUCCGACAGAGAAAAACAAAAGGUGACAGUUCGCAUUCGGAGAAAAAGACGGCGAAGAGGAAGGGCUCGGCUGUCGAUGCGUCUGUCCAGGAGGAGAGUCCGGUAA